UGCUGAUUCAACCUCUUUUUUUUAUAUCUAAUUUUAUGUCCAUCGAGAGUGAGAACUCUCUGUAGGACAGUACGGACUAGGUUUUGGAGCCCCGUGUUCCGUGCUCUCUUUCAAGUCCCCAAAUGCAAUAUAAUCGUUGCCUUCAAAACAAAUCUAGGGAAUACACAAUCGUCACUUCUACCAUGUGCUGUCGGUUUCCCCCCGGGUGCAAGUAGAACCGUCAAGGAUAAGAGAUGAUAAGCCCCUUGGAAGAGCUCAUCGCAUUCGCCAAAGCAUGCGCUUUCCGGCACAUGUGGUCCGUUGAAGGCAUAAGGUGAAGGCCGUAACUCUCGCGAUUGUCAAUGCUUGGUAAAUAUAGCUCUGAAGAGGGGCUAUAAAGCUAGGACGUGCGAGACCACAUAAACCUGUCAAUUAAUUCUUGUAUAGUGGUAUCAGCAUGCCUGCAACAACAUCGGUCACACUCAACACUGGAGCAGUCAUGCCCACGGUCGGCCUUGGCACAUGGAAGUCCAAGCCCGGCCAAGUCGAACAUGCUGUUGAAUUCGCCUUGAAGAACGGAUACAAGCAUAUUGACACUGCCGCUGGAUACCAGAAUGAAACAGAAGUAGGACAGGGGAUCAAGGCGUCUGGUCUGCCAAGGGAACAGAUCUUCUUGACUACAAAGCUUGAUAACCCCGACCAGAGACAUCCUGCCAAAGCUCUUGAGGCAUCGCUCGAGAAACUUGAUACUCCUUAUCUGGACCUCUGGCUCAUGCAUUGGCCAGCUCCCAUGACAAGAGAUGGCCAAGCAGAUAAGGAACACGACUGGUUGGACACCUGGAAAGUUAUGGAAAGCCUAUACCUUGCUCACCCAGAUAAAUUGAAGGCUAUUGGUGUCUCCAAUUUCUCCGUGGAGUACCUUGAACGCUUAUUGAAAGUUGCCCGCGUCGUACCGGCCGUGAACCAGAUUGAGCUCCACCCUUCGUGUCCUCAAGAUGACGUCGUCGAAUACUGCCAGAACAACGGGAUUGUGUUGACAGCUUAUUCUCCAUUGGGAUCCGAUAAUUCCCCCUUGUUGAAAAAUGAGACUGUGACGAAAAUAGCAGCCAAGUACAGUGUGCAACCCGCCAACGUGUUGAUAUCCUUCCACGCAAACAAGCCCAUGCGCACUGUGCUUCCCAAGUCUGUGACCAACGAGCGCAUCUUGAACAACGCGAAGAUCAUAGAUUUGACCCCUGAAGAAAUUGGCGAGCUUCAUGACAUUGACAAAACGCACCAUUUCCGUGCUUGUCAUCCUUCUUGGACAGGUUUCGGCAGUCUCGGAUUCCCUGAUUGCAAGUAGAAGUAUAGACGUAGGGGUGGAUUCAACGUGUCCGCUAGACCCCGAUCUUAGUCAGUUAUUGUGUAAAUAAAGGUAUUGCUUCUUUGUGGACUCCGAUAUUUGCGAGCUAAGCAGCUACAUCUAACGUUACUGUUGAG
Molecule: messenger RNA, 1458 nt
Organism: Suillus bovinus
Lineage: Eukaryota; Fungi; Basidiomycota; Agaricomycetes; Boletales; Suillaceae
Product: NADP-dependent oxidoreductase domain-containing protein
Exons: 7
Coding region: 437-1321 (294 amino acids)
Molecular function (GO): oxidoreductase activity
Source: RefSeq, a predicted model, not a curated record